This is a messenger RNA of Culex quinquefasciatus (southern house mosquito), 1690 nucleotides long. RefSeq lists its product as uncharacterized. Gene Ontology annotation, molecular function: protein binding. NCBI's taxonomy places the organism in Eukaryota, Metazoa, Arthropoda, Insecta, Diptera, Culicidae. The coding region runs from base 120 to 1634 and encodes 504 amino acids. Gene Ontology annotation, cellular component: SCF ubiquitin ligase complex. Gene Ontology annotation, biological process: SCF-dependent proteasomal ubiquitin-dependent protein catabolic process. The transcript has 3 exons. The record is from RefSeq and is a predicted model, not a curated record.
UGUUUCCACAAGAACGUGUAAGUUUUUGUUUACCUUGUUGACGUUAACGGUUUGGGCGGGAAAGUAUCGCACGUGUUACCGAUUCUCUGCAAAUUUUGGAGCUCCUAACUGAAAAUACCAUGGCCACCGUCAGCGAACUGGUCAAUCGGAUGACCCUGUCCGAGCCGGAGUUGCACCUUCCGCCGGAGCUUUGGGAGCUGAUCUUCGCACACCUGGCCGGCAAACGGGUGCUUGUGAUGCGCCUGGUUUGCCACCGCUGGAAGACCAUCGUGGACCGGAAGCGCUCGCUGUGGAACACGUUAUCUGUCUGUGUGCGUUAUAGCACAACAAACGAGCGGUUCCAUCCUGAGAGCUUGCCCCCCGUCACUGGUUUCUGUGUGAACUGGUCCACAAUCGAAGAUGUUGAUUGCUGGUGGCCAUCGUUCGGAGAACGUUUGACGCGUAUUAAGUUGGGAUAUGGUAGUGUGACCUUGAACUUGGUUGUUGGGAUGCUGCGACACACCCCGAACCUUACACAUUUGCACCUAAGCCGUUUUAGGGAGACAAGUGAGGAGGAACCUGUGGUCGACUUUCAGCUUGAACGAAUGGAGGAGCUUUACUUGGAAUAUUCAAUUUGCGAUGCGUUUGUGGAGACGUUUCCGCGGCUGCGAAACCUAAAAAUGGACUUGAAUGAAGGUUACCAAGAAAUCACAGCUCGGCUGAUGAAUUUUGUCCAGGGGACGCUGGAAGAACUGGAUUUUAAGGCUACGCCUUACCUGAUGAAGGAAAUCGCCAAGAUGGAGCGCCUGAAGCUAAAAACCCUACGAUUUAAGGGUGGAUGUGAAUUUGCAGUCCAGCUGAGUCGCAUUCAACCAUCUUUGGAGAAAAUUUUCCUAAUAUUGAAAGCUUCAACGCCGGAUUUUUGCGAAAUUGGGAAGAAUCUGCCCGACCUCAAGCAGCUUUCGGUUUUGAUUGAUCGGCAAGGAUUGCUCGAACCUUCAUUCCUGGCCAACAUGAGCCAGCUGCAAAAACUUUCGUUAGAAAAUUAUUUGUUUACCAUGCAAUUGAACUUUGGCCCACUCAAGUGUCCCAAUCUAGUGGAACUGAAACUUAAUCAAUUCCACCUCGUUGCCAACAGUUUGCCGACAUUCCUGGCAGGUUCCAAGAAUCUGCAAAAGCUAUCGCUGGACUCUUGCGUUCUGGAGAGUUUGCUAGAACUGUUUACCACGUUGGUGGAACUUCCGUCGUUGCGACACCUGGAACUGAAAUACCUACGUAUGUUGAACAAUGAUUUCAAUAUUUCUACCUUUCAACUGACGACAAACCUGGAAUCCCUCCACCUGAGCGAUUGCGAAAAUUUGACUAACAAAAUGGUCGACUGGUUAGCGACGAGUUCCUGUCGGAUGAAAGAAGUACGUCUGUAUCGCAUGCCCCAGGUCAACGAUGCUACAAUACGGAAUAUGUGCGUCAAACUGCCCCGAUUGAAGAAGCUUGCCCUACUAAUCUGUUCGGUUAUGAUCACCAGUGCUGAGUACAUCGUGGAACACGCCCAUUCGUUGGAAUAUUUGGAACUUAAUGGCUGCUUUGAGUUUCGCCAGGCGAUGGAACAGCUGCUCAAGGGUCAUCAUCGAUACAUCGAGUGUAAGUUUCCCUAAAAGCUCGUUGGUUUGAUCGGAAUUCGCUCGAAAUUUGAAAUAAAACAGUUUCCUUC